Zeugodacus cucurbitae (melon fly) is the source of this 3081-nucleotide messenger RNA. Its product is annotated as TBC domain-containing protein kinase-like protein. The coding region runs from base 227 to 2656 and encodes 809 amino acids. Gene Ontology annotation, biological process: protein phosphorylation. Lineage: Eukaryota; Metazoa; Arthropoda; Insecta; Diptera; Tephritidae. Gene Ontology annotation, molecular function: ATP binding; protein serine/threonine kinase activity. Gene Ontology annotation, cellular component: cytoplasm. The record is from RefSeq and is a predicted model, not a curated record. The transcript has 9 exons.
AAUCAGCUGAUUAAAUAAACAAAUGCAAAUUUUUAGCCGCAUUCCAAUAGUUUUGUUCAAUAAAUUGCUUUAGUACGAUAUUAAAAUAAUAAAAUUCGUUCCUUGGACAAAUAGCUAACGAUAUAUGGACGGUGCAGUAUUAAAUAAAAUGUUGUGACUUCAGUAUUUGGAUAAUAUUAGAAGAUUGCUGCUUCAAAAUUGUACUUUGUGCUCUGCUCUGUAAGAAAUGCAUCAAUCACCAAGUAAGCCAGAGUCUCGAUUGGCUGCAAUCACUUUCUUCGCGAAAACACAUCCCGGUGAUGUGUGUGGUAGCAAUGGUUUACCAUUAACGCCAAACUCGAUUGCGAUAUUAGGACGCGCUCAACGGCUCAAGGAUUUGAAACACCCUAAUUUGUGUCAAUAUUUAGAUUUUGUGCGUGGCAAACAUGAGCGCACAAUUGUGGUAUCUGAAUACUUUGGCACUACCUUACAGGAUAAAGCACGAGAUGCUUUACUGGAACCUUUGAUCACACGUAUAUUAUACCAAAUUGUUUGUGCACUUAAAGAGCUGGCUGAGCAUAAUUUGGUAGUACAUAAUUUGGAACCGAAACAUAUACUCUUGGAUGACUGUGACAAUGUAAAACUUUUCAACUAUGGUUUAUAUCAUAUGACCAGGUGUGGCGAUUAUGUGCCCUUUCCAAUCGGAAAUGUACGUUAUAUGCCACCGGAACGAUUUCUUGGUGCGAAGAAUAACAUAAAAAGCGAUAUUUGGUCAUUGGGUAUGAUUGUGGCCGAACUUUUACUCCAGACAACAUUUUGGCCUAAUAUGAAAAUCUCGAAUAUAACGCGCAAAAUACUUUCAUUUUUGCAAGUGGGAAAUGUUUUUGAAAAAAUUGCACGUGAACACAAUUGCCUAGAACGAUAUGCGCAAAUCCAUGAAGAAUUACGCUCUUUAAUAGAACUCUGCUUAAGUGUUGCACCAGCGAAACGUCCACUGCCAACGGAACUCUUAUCGCACGCGUAUUUUUCAAAAGACCUCAAUACAUACACAUAUACGGAACCACCAAAAUCAAACGUUUUAUUAUACCGUUGUCCCCUCGAACAGAUUUAUUAUUGGUGGCAACUAGCUGGCGGUGAUGUACAGGCGGAAUUGAAAAAGGAAGGUCUCAUACGUAGCGAAGCACCAAUUUUGGCCAUACCGCAAAUAGUUUGCCUCAAUGGCGCUAUUGUUGGACCGAAACGCAGUCAGAGCUAUCUCAUGGAUGAUCGCGUGGUGCCACUGAAAUUGCAUAAUCUCUUCGAGAAGCUAUGCAAUCUGCCGGCCAUGGCAUAUUUUCCGCUAAUACAUUCACCGAAGUUUCCACAUAAUUUCGGUGCCGGCAUGGAACAAUUGCCACUGGUCAUACGUGAAAAAGAUAUCGAAUAUCAAUUUUACCGUGUGCGACUUUUCUCGAGAUUAUUGAAGGGUUACCCUUACACGAGUGACAUGAUUCGCAAGGAAGCUGCCAAAGAUAUACCACCUUAUUUGCGUGGUCCCAUUUGGGCUUGCCUGCUCGAUGUAAUACCGAUUGGCAGUUAUGAGAAGAUCGACAAGUUUACCCCCACUUCCACCGAUCGUCAAAUCGAAGUUGAUAUACCUCGCUGUCAUCAAUAUGAUGAAUUAUUAUCGUCGCCAGAGGGUCACUGCAAGCUGAAACGGCUUUUAAAAGCCUGGGUAACUGCGCAUCCACAAUAUGUGUAUUGGCAGGGCUUAGAUUCACUCACAGCGCCAUUUCUAUAUCUCAACUUUAAUAAUGAAGAGUUGGCAUUCCUCAGCCUCUACAAAUUCAUACCGAAAUAUCUGCAAUGGUUUUUCCUGAGAGACAAUUCGGCGAUUAUUAAAGAAUAUUUGUGUAAAUUUUCUCAACUCACUGCAUUCCAUGAACCAAUUUUGGCCAAGCAUUUAUCGAGCAUCAAUUUUAUACCCGAGCUAUUCGCGAUACCUUGGUUUCUCACUAUGUUCUCACACGUUUUCCCGCUCCACAAGAUAAUGCAUCUCUGGGACAAACUCAUGCUGGGCGAUAGCUCAUAUCCACUAUUCAUCGGCAUCGCUAUACUCAAACAGCUAAAGAGCACGCUGCUCAGCUCGGGCUUUAACGAAUGCAUUUUACUCUUUUCCGAUUUGCCGGAUAUCGUUAUGGAGAAUUGUGUCUUAGAAUCGCAAAAGAUGUACGAAUGCACACCGAAAAGUGUUUCGCAUCGUUUGCAUGUGUUGCGCGAAGAGCCGUUAACGGAAUUUGAUAUUACGCCUGACGUCACGCUUGCGCAUUUACAAGCCGAACUGUGUCCGCGCAUUAGCGCUAAAGACUUUACGAAUCUCUUGCAUCACGCACCGUCUGAUAUGUGCGCGUUGGAUUUGCGUAGCGCUGUGGAAUAUUCACAUGUGCGCGUGCCACAUAGCACAAAUGUGCCAUUUGUGGCGACACAAUUGUCCGAACCGCGUCUAGAUACGCUCGGUGUGCCGCAAUUGGAGGAACUAAUACAGGGUCGCAUUGUCAUAUGCAUAAGCAAUACGCACGAGCAUGCUGUGCAGUUCUCGAAAUUUUUAGUGGCAUGCGGUGUGUUGCGCGUUUGCAUCUUGCAUAAAGGCUUCAAUAUUUUACACACAAUCGAGCCAAAUAUACUGAUUUCCAAUUAACAUUGUCGUGGACCUGCGUGUGCCGAGGUGUCUGCUUCGUGGAAUACCGACAUUUGCAUAAAAAGUGUUUAUUUUUUAAUGUAUUUUGUGAAGUUAGUUAAACUAUGUAUACUCGACUCUCUCAAAGGCUUGAUUUGUAUAAAAAACGGUUUUAAUUUACUGUUUACUGUUAACAGUAACUACUCGGCUGAAGCUAGCCAAUCAUGUCAGGAGCUUCAACUAAAUUAUUAUGCACCAAUAAGUGUUGUAUAUUAUAUAACAAUUAUGCAUUCAAUCACGUGCUUGCUACCGCCAAGCAAUUUAUUUGUAAGCUCAAAAAAAAAAAAUAAGAAAAAAGUGUUUUCUUUUACUGUGGUUAUUACUUUUUAUUCCUUUAUAAUAUUGUUUAUUAAAUAUCUUUUGCUAAACGUAUACUAAAUAUAUAU